Molecule: messenger RNA, 1501 nt
Organism: Pseudophryne corroboree (corroboree frog)
Lineage: Eukaryota; Metazoa; Chordata; Amphibia; Anura; Myobatrachidae
Product: aquaporin-4-like
Exons: 4
Coding region: 1-801 (266 amino acids)
Biological process (GO): water transport; transmembrane transport
Cellular component (GO): plasma membrane; basolateral plasma membrane
Molecular function (GO): water channel activity
Source: RefSeq, a predicted model, not a curated record
AUGACUGCUUUCAAAGGAAUAUGGACGAGGCAGUUCUGGACCUCCAUGGCUGGAGAGUUCCUGGCUGUUUUCCUUUUUCUGGUAGUAAGCCUAGGAUCAACAGCAGGGAUGGAUAUUCCUGGACCCAGCAAUACUCACAUUGCCUUCUGCUUUGGACUGAGCAUUGCCAUACUGAUCCAUUGCUUCGGACAUAUAUGUGAAGCCUUCUUGAACCCUGCUGUGGCAAUGGCUAUGAUAUGUACUAGGAAGAUAUCAGUGGCCAAGGGACUAUUCUACAUCGUUACACAAUGUUUGGCUGCUAUAGCUGCAGCUGGAGUGGUCGCCCUUAUUACGUCAGAAGACAAAUGGCCGGUUGGAAUCACCAAGGAACAUGACUCGGUCACACACGGACAGGCCCUACUUGUGGAAACUCUCAUCACUUUCCAGUUGGUCUUCACAAUUUUCGCUUCAUGUGAUAAGAAAAGAACUGACAUCAAAGUCCCCAUUCCCCUCAUCAUUGGUCUUUCUGUUACCAUUGGACACCUCUUUGCAAUUCAGUACACAGGUGCCAGCAUGAACCCAGCAAGAUCAUUGGGAACCAGUGUUGUAUUUAAUCAAUGGCAAAAUCAUUGGAUUUAUUGGAUUGGUCCAAUGAUGGGCAGCAUCCUGGCCAGUUUUAUCUAUGAGUACGUGUUCUGCCCAGAUCCUGAGGCAAAACAAAGACUUCAGGCUACUUUCAGAAGAACACAGAAUGAAGAUGAAUCUGUUCAAUUGGCGGUCAACUCGGGAGGAGAAUACAACAAACUGGAGGCAACAGCGUAACACUGUGUUUCAGCUCCUGAUUGGCUAAUAAAGGGGGUGUUGUAGUUAAAGGGACACCGUCAUUAAAUAAAGGACACACAUAUCUUACUGCAGACAACCUGGCUCUGAUUGAGGCUUUCCUGUAUACUGUAUGCAUGUCAGUUCCCCAAAAACGUGUUGUUAUUGUUAUAUAUUCAUUGUAUAUAUAUAUACAGUAUCUCUACAUCUGACAGCUAAAUGUCAGCUCAGCUUUCCACCUGCAUAUUACUCCAUAAUUGCCUGGGGUAAAUGCUCACUUCAGAGCAGCCAUAAAACAAUCAGAAGACAGGCCUGGUGUUUAUUUCUGAUUAUAGCUGUCUGAAGUGUAAUAUAGCGGAUGUAGUUAAAAUGACUCGCCAUACUUUGACUUCUGCUGGUUAUGCUUUUGAUGAAUCUGAUACUGCGGUGUGCAUGGACAGGAUAGUUCUGUGAUCCCGAUAUAAUUAUUACUGGGAAUAUUUGUAAAGUUGUUUGGAAGAUGGCCGCUGAUGGCCCCUAAUAAGCUUGUACCUGCAGUCAUCUUUCACACACACUGACAGUUCUCAUCCACAUUUGCCAGCUGUGAGUUUGUCCAAAUUGUUCAUAAUCCUAUCACCCAGCUCUCAGCCCAGCACUAUUAAUGACCUGUGGUCAAUGAAAGUCUAUCAUCUCUCUCUCCGUCCCUAUCUAUAUAUAUAUAUAU